Molecule: messenger RNA, 261 nt
Organism: Schistosoma rodhaini
Lineage: Eukaryota; Metazoa; Platyhelminthes; Trematoda; Strigeidida; Schistosomatidae
Source: the annotation of a GenBank genome assembly
AUGAGUGAACAUGUGUAUGUUAAUGUUAAUGAUGUUGGCAGUUUUGAAAGUAACUCGGAAGAAUAUGUAAAAAGAUUCUUAAAUGUUGAGAAACAUAAUGGUGAUAACUGUGAUUGUUCGUCGAAAUAUCUACCUGUCUUAGAAGACAUAAAAAUUAAUAUUGCAUGGCGUUACAAAACACGUACAAGUUAUCGAGAUUUCUCUGGCGGUGUUAUCAAAAUAAAGGGAUGUAAAACACUUUCUAAAGAUGUUAUCCUGUGA